Messenger RNA from Carassius gibelio (silver crucian carp), 5325 nucleotides. RefSeq names its product SH3 domain and tetratricopeptide repeat-containing protein 2. Bases 145 to 4413 code for a protein of 1422 amino acids. Lineage: Eukaryota; Metazoa; Chordata; Actinopteri; Cypriniformes; Cyprinidae. Gene Ontology annotation, biological process: regulation of ERBB signaling pathway; regulation of intracellular protein transport. Gene Ontology annotation, cellular component: recycling endosome. The transcript has 18 exons. Gene Ontology annotation, molecular function: protein binding. The record is from RefSeq and is a predicted model, not a curated record.
UCUAAACUCAUGCUACAAGGACAUACAUGCACACACACAUACACACCCCUUGCCUUAAAGGAGCAUUACAGACUAUGAUGGUUAGUUUUAGUCAGUUUGAAAGGAACUUUUCUCCAACUCCACAGAGCACAUACUGACAGAUCUAUGAGGAACGAACAUACUGCCGGGAGUCAGCAGGACAGAGCGAUAUCACCCGCUGAGUUUGAUGCCUUAUGGAAUGACCCUCCAUACACUUUAGCAGCCGUCAGCGAGCUCUUUUCGCCCAAUGACACCAUGACAGCCGAUGAGGAAGCGGAGGCUGAGGCUGAGGUGGAGGCAGAAAGCAUAAGCAGAGAGAUUUACUGGAGGAGGAAGCAAACAUUCAGCGGAAGCAGCACAGUAUCUUCAGCAGGAGAACGCUCUUCUCCAGAUGUUGUUUUGUUGUUUAGCGGGAGGCGACGAUCUGGUGUAGCACCUGACAGUGAGCUUCAGGAGGCGUUACGUACCAGACUCCGAGUAGUAGAGAGCAACAGCCAGGAUGUUGUCCAGCUCUUCAAGGAUCUGUCUGCAAGACUAGUGUCUGUUCAUGCUGAAAAAGACAGCUUUGUCAUCACUUUUAAGACUGUCGAGGAAAUUUGGAAGUUCUCUACUUAUUUGGCACUUGGAUAUGUAGCAAGAUGUCUUGAGAACUUUCUCUGUGACCAGUCGUUCUGGCUGGACCCUGCAUUGCUUAGUGAUGUGGAGAUCUGUGUAACAGCGGACGAAGACCACUUAGCUACUCUUUACUUAGGACUUCUGCUACAGGAAGGUACAUUCUUUGCCAAGACUUUAUACAAUAGUGAUUGCAAGGAGGAGGAAGAGGAGCUGACGUACAGGAGGAAUGACCUGGUGAUUGUUAAAGACAUAGGACAAGAGGCCAUUUGGGAAGGUUCACUGCUGUCCACAGGCCAACACGGUCUAGUGCCUGUGCAUAAUAUGCAGCCUCUGCCCUAUCCAUUUUAUCAGUGGUUCCUUAAGAAAUAUCCCGGAAAUGCAGGAGGGAUUCUAGUUACAGAUGGCCUAUUCAAUCAUCCUGUUGUGGUUGGAACUUGUGUAGCAGUAGUGGACCAUUACCCAGUGGUUAAAGAUGAGCUGCACUUAUGCAAGGGAGACAUAAUCAAGAUUGAGGGAUUUCUUUUCAAUACUCUCAACAUGUUCAUAGGAAGACACCUUACAAGUGGAGAGAUAGGAUUUGUUCACAAGGCCAGUGUAAAACCUCAGAGUAUUGAGCCUAUCGAUGGACAAUUGGUCUUUCUCAGUGAGGAGGAAAGGGCAGCCCUGUGUAAACUUAACCCCUGCUUUGAGCCUUGCCAGUCUGAUGUACUGGCAAAUCUUUUCUCAACAGACAUAAGCACUGUGUAUAGACUGGAUAGACUUGAUGACUCUGAUUUCACUUACAUAAGAAAUCAUCCAAAAUCAGAGCAGAAAUCAACAGAGGAUCAAAGAAAGAGCACCGUAUCUGAGAAAAGUGACACAACUCCCUACCACUCGUCCCCUCGGCAAUCAUUCUAUGCCUCUCGGAAUCAUCUGUAUCAGGACUCUGAGGUCUUCUCCUUCAGCAUGGAAGACACCUUUAGAGAAAUGGAUGAAUAUGAGGAAGACCCUCCAAAUGUCAUGGAUGAGGGUAUCUGGGAGACAGAUGAAGCCGAGAGAUGUGACCCGAUCCUGACCCUUCUAAAUCUGGAAUAUUUUCAGGACACAUUUCAAACUCUUUAUGACCUCUCCUACUCUUUCCUGGACACUUUCUUCCAUGGCCUUCCAGAGGAUGAGGUGCUUCAACAUUUGGAAAACUUGCGAGAAGGAGCUAAGAAAUGCAGGAUGCUCUGGGCCCACCGGCGAACCUGCUUCCUUCUUGGCCGGCUAUGUGCUAAGAAACUGAAGUACUCACAAGCACGAGUGUACUUUGAGGAGGCUCUAAAGGUCCCUGUAACUGGUUUUGAUGACAAGCCACUUCUAAUAGCCCUGUAUACCAAUCUCACUGCAAUUUACCUCAAACAGAAGAUGAAGGACAAGCUACCAUUUACACUAGAGAAGGCAAGUGCUCUAAUUAUGUGCCUUCCUUGCCACAACUUCUGCUCUGUGGAUGAGUUUGAGCUGCUCCAACCAAUCAUGCGCAAAGCCAUAGUUGAAAAAGACAAGUACCUAGAGGCACGGACAUGCUACCUCUCCCUCUGUCUCUUUCUCCGUCUAAGAAAAAUAGAGGAUGCUUUACCUUUUGUAGAGAGACUUCAGUUACUUAUCAUAACACUGUCUGCGGAAAAAGGGAGGCCAGUUGCCCCUGUUGAUCUCAAUUGGAUGCUGUGCAGGCUUUAUCAUAAAAAGUAUUUGCCCUACCUCACACUAGCUUCUUUAAGUUUAGACUCAGGGCAAGAGCAUUCCUUGGAUGAUGCAUUCCAGAAAAUUGAACUCUUUAUCAAAAACUCAGCCAGGCUUAAUCCUCACUGGAAGGAAAGUACUUCAGAGCUUCCUGCACAGGUGGUGGUCUACCUUCAACAAGCCUUGUCAAUAGCUAGUCAAGGGGAAGACUUUAGGACUCAGAGGGACCUGUGCCUCAGCCUGGCUAGUGUUUACCAGCAGCAUGGAGCUUUAGAGAAGGCUGUACCCUUUGCCCAGCAAGCAGCAAAGACUGGAAGUCAAAUUAAUGAAGAGGAGGGCUUUGAGGCAUCCGUACUGCUGGCCUGGCUAUUGGUGCUAACAGAUGAACCCAUGCAAGCUCAGAAUACUCUGCAACCUAUGCUUAAAUCUUUGGAUGAAACAGACAGUCCGACGCAGCGUGGUGUAGUCCACAACCUUCUAGCCCUAUGUCUCAGCAAACAAGGCAGAGUCCAGGAGGCAGCAAGAAACUUUUAUUGCGCUCUGCAGAUCUCCCGAGAGAAUGGGAACAAGCGUAAUGAAGCUCUAGCACUGGCAAACUUGGGCUGCUUGUUUCUGUCUGUCGGGGCUUCGGGCCUAGCAGAGUGUUUCUUGCUCAAUUCCCUGCACCUAUUCCAGUUUCUCUCAGACAGCCCCACAGAUCAGGAGCAUGUCCAGGUUUUGCUUUGGCUCGGCAGGAGCUACAAAGAUAGAGGAGGGAGUCAGGAAGUCAGACUAUGCUUUGAGAUGGGCCUCCUUAUUGCUAUUAGUGCCAACAAUCUGCACAGUCAAAUGGUUGUUGCAAAAGUUCUAAGUCGGCAUUACGCUGACUUGCUGCUGUAUGGACAGUGUAUUGUUUACUAUGAGCAUUGUGUGGGGCUGUGCAGAACCCUUAAGAAUAAACAGCUAGAAGGAGAGUACCUGGAACUUCUCAGCAACCUCUAUCUCUCACUCAACACUGAGAAGUCAUCAAGGAAGUCUCUUGAUUAUUCAAAGCAAAGCUUAAGGAUCUCCAUAGAUCUGGGGAAAAGACAGGAAGAGUCUGAGACAUGGCUUCAAGUGGGCCGUAUCUACUAUCUGAUCUAUGAAGAUGAGCUGGCUGACAUGUACCUACAGGCAGCAGUAAAGACAGCCCUGAGAAUGAAUGACCCAUGCUUUGCUAUGAGCAUUUAUGAGGAAGCAGGAGAUGUGUUCUUCAAAGGACACAGAAAUCAACUGGCUGCACUACCAUUUUACAGGGAUGGGAGUUUGCCAUUUGCACGCAGCAUAAAGGAUGUGCACUCAGAGUUCAGGCUGUUGAGCAAGCUCACAGAGCUCCUGAUGAAGCAGAAGCAGUAUGAGGAGGCACUGCAAUACGCCACACUCGCAGUGCAAGUCAGCGCCACAACUGGUGUUCCUCUGAAUGAGAGAGUGUCCUGCCAUCGUCUUGCAUCAGUGCAUUUCUCUUUAGAGAAGUAUGAGAUGGCUGAGAACUUCUACCUUAAGUCUAUUUCAGUCUGCCCUACUGCUCUUGAACAUGCCAUUGAAGUUCGGUACUAUGUUAAAGUGUACUGCAGACUUGCUGAUCUGACCCUAUACAGAUUAAAGGAUGCAUUCGAUGCCAUGGGCUACUUCCACUUAGCCCUGGCGGCAGCUCUGGAGGACAAAGAAAGCCUAAGCACACUGUACAUAAUCUAUAUGAAGCUCGCAGAGAUCCAUGCCAACUACAUUCCCGAUGCUGAACUGAGUAAAAGCUACAUGGAAAGAGCGCAGAGUUUGAGGAAGGAACUGGCAGGAGACACAGACUCUUGUGACACAGAAGAAACACAUCAGGACCCAGCUGAGGCAGAGCCUGACACUCCCACCAAAGAUCGGUCAGAGUCCAACAGCGGCACUAGUACUCUGACCGAGUCCAGCAUGACCAACACCAGCCACACAAUCAAUGCAGAGUCUGAGCACAUACUCUCUAACACAAGCCACAAAGACGACCCGAACACUAACAUAUCGGUGGAAACGGACACAGACACAGACCCUCCUGAUCAAACCAAGAGACUAGCAGUUUGAAGGAAGGCUUGACUGGUGUAUUGUGAAUAAGACACAUUUCUUUCUUUCUUUUUUUUCUCCUUUUUUAAGCAAAUGUUUAAAAUUCCAUAAUAUAUUUUCUAUUAAGAGUUUCAAAAUGAUUUUUUUAAAUAUUGCAUAACUGUAAAUUAAUUAUGUACACGAAUGAAUGUAAAUGCAUAUCUGUAAAUAUGAUUUUAAAAAAAAAUCUGUCUACCCUCCUUGAGGGUUCUAAAACCUUUACUUAAUUAAAACUUUAGAAAUUCUGUUACCAUGCAUGGGCAAAAUGCUGAUUGUUUAGCAUGUGCACGAUUACACAAAGCUAUGCAAUUUUUAAUUAAGUUGUUUUAACUAAACAGGCUAAAUGCUCGAAAUAAGAAAGAAACAGUACGAUUGAUGAUCAGCUGACUUUCUCGGACCACCCUGCUAAAACAAGCUGGUCCUGCAGACUUGCUUUGAUUCAACAUCAAGAACAUCGGCCCUUUCUUUCAGAACAUGCUUCAAAACUCCUUGUUCAAGCUCUUGUUCUUUUCAGGCUGGACUAUUGAAAUUAUCUCUUGGCUGGUCUUCCAGCUAGUUCUGUCAAACCUUUAACAAUUAAUCCAAAACUGCAACCUACAUUUUUUAUGAGCCGAAUAAUAUGCACGUCACACCUCACAUUAGUUUGCACUGGCUACCAAUAGCUGCUUGCAUAAAAUUCAAGCCACUAACGUUUGCCUACAAAAUCUAUACUGGCUCUGCUUCCAUUUACCUAAACUCAUUACUUCAGACUUAAUAUGCUCGGUAGAUUCUGAAAGUGAACGUCGCAUGGAUAGAAGCCAUAGGCUACAGUCAGUCAUUCACCGCCGGUGUGCUCACUAACCACUUAUUAAUCGUGUUUGAAAUGGCCAUUAAAGAGUUUUCAUAGACAACUUA